Molecule: messenger RNA, 1175 nt
Organism: Durio zibethinus
Lineage: Eukaryota; Viridiplantae; Streptophyta; Magnoliopsida; Malvales; Malvaceae
Source: RefSeq, a predicted model, not a curated record
CUCCUUACACCCCAAAUCCAUUUGGACAAUAAGCCACAGUUCUUUCUUCUCUUAUUUGAAUCUUUUUUUCUUGUUCCAACAAGUUAAGAAAAGCCUACAGAAUGGAACAUGAAGUUGAUCACCAUGCAACAGGAGUCAGUCCAUCAAAUUACAGAGGUGUACGGCAAAGGAAAUGGGGGAAAUGGGUGUCUGAAAUUCGCGAGCCAGGGAAGAAGACCCGAAUAUGGCUAGGAAGCUACGAGACAGCUGAAAUGGCAGCUGCAGCCUAUGAUGUGGCGGCAUUACACUUCCGAGGACGAGCUGCUCGACUUAACUUUCCGGAGUUGGUUGACAGCCUUCCCCGUCCGGCUAGUUCAAGUGCUGAAGACGUGCAAAUGGCAGCUCAAGAGGCAGCAUUGAAGCUUAGAAGACCAAAGAUAAGUUCGGAGGUGGGUGCAGAGCUAGCUGGUGGUGGGAGCCUUGGUCCUAUUAGAGUUGGACUGUCACAGAGCCAAAUACAGGCUAUCAAUGAGUUUCCGCUGGAUUCUCCAAAGAUGUGGAUGGAAUUGGCAGGUGCUCUGUUGUUGGCAGAGCCAAUGCUCUACGGAGUUGAUGAUGCUGAGUUGAUGAGUGAAUAUGAAGAAAUGCAGGUUGAGCCCAUUUGGGAUUAGGCAGUAGGUAUAUACUUCUUUUAACUGCCCAGUCCCAACUUGCAACUUGCCCACUACCACCAGAUACAUUAUUUAAAUUAUAUAUUGAUAAUUAUUAAUCAAUAAUUCCACAUGUAAUUAACCCUUAAAAUGGUUGGAGGCUUUGUUCGUCAUGGGUUGAUUAUAUCCAUAUAUAUAUUAAUUAUUUAACUAAAUUGUUUUGUCGGAAGAGUAGGAUAAUAAUAAAAUAAAUAAAUAAACAAAACUUCUGCAUUACAUUCUCUUUGUAGCUUUCUUCUCUUUUUAAUUUGGAACGUGAAUCUCUACGAGAUAUUAGAUCUUCCCCAAUGCACCGAAAGAUUCGGUUUCCCUUUGUUCAUUAUAUACUCAAUGGUACGAGUUAUGGGGUUUCCAUUUUUCUUCUCUUUAUUUUGCCUACUCUUGUUCACUGAAGCUGCGACGAGAGGCUUUAUGCUAACAUUAGUGAAUUGUUAAUAGAAUGUUAAGUUUUUAAUUUGACUUAUUAAGUUUCAAUUCCUAAUAAUC